Messenger RNA from Cheilinus undulatus (humphead wrasse), 2563 nucleotides. It is a transcript of the gene cap2, whose product is annotated as cyclase associated actin cytoskeleton regulatory protein 2. Gene Ontology annotation, biological process: cell morphogenesis; regulation of adenylate cyclase activity; cytoskeleton organization. Gene Ontology annotation, molecular function: adenylate cyclase binding; actin binding. The transcript is spliced from 13 exons. Lineage: Eukaryota; Metazoa; Chordata; Actinopteri; Labriformes; Labridae. Gene Ontology annotation, cellular component: cytoplasm. The record is from RefSeq and is a predicted model, not a curated record. The coding region runs from base 250 to 1671 and encodes 473 amino acids.
ACCGCCCCAGACGAGAUACUGCAGCACUGAGUCAUGGUCCUGGUCUGAGCUCGCGGUGUGGCUCUCAGGUUCGUCGCGUGGCUUAAUUAGGAGAUCCCGGAAGAGUCGAGGAGUGACGGGGCAGGGAGGCAAGAGGGGACCAGGACAGCAGCACACAGCCACGGAGCCGUCCGGGGAUAUUUACAGUCCCGGUAAAACGUCUCGAAAUAAAGAAAUAAAACGCGGACCAGUGGAGGGAGGUUUGUCACCAUGGAGGGUUUAAUGGAGCGGCUGGAGCGAGCCGUGACUCGCCUGGAGAAGAUAUCUGUCACCAUGCAGGCAUCCAGCAGCAUGACUAACGGGGACUGUGUCAACGGCAUUGAUGGAGGUGUGUCACAGUGUGUCGAGGCCUUCGACGUUUUGCUGAAAGGUCCAGGAGCAGAGUAUCUAAAUCACAGCCGAGCCAUCGGAAAUGAGGUGGAGAAACAUGCGGAGAUGGUGAACAAUGCCCUGCAGACUCAGAGAACUUUCCUAAAGAUGGCCGCCACGCAUCAGGAACCUGCACAGACAGAGCUGCAUGACCUCCUGAAGCCAAUUUCAGAUCACAUCCAGGAGAUCCAGAACUUCAGAGAACGAAACCGUGGCAGCAGCCUCUUCAACCACCUGUCGGCUGUCAGUGAGAGCAUCCCCGCCCUGGGCUGGGUGGCUGUGAGUCAGAAGCCUGGUCCGUAUGUGAAGGAGAUGAAUGAUGCUGCCACUUUCUACACCAACAGAGUGUUGAAAGACUACAAGGACAUUGACAGGCGUCAUGUAGACUGGGUGCGGGCCUACCUAUCCAUCUGGACAGAAAUGCAGUCCUUCAUCAAACAGCACCACACCACAGGGCUGGUGUGGAGCAAGACUGGCCCCAUCGCCCCUCCUUCUCUUUUUGAUCCCCCCACUGCCCCCAGUGCUCCCUGCCCCCCUCCUCCUCCUCCACCCGGCCCUCCUCCUGUCUUCACUGAUGAUAACUCUCAGCCUCAGGUGGGCGGUACAGGUGCUCAGCACUCAGCGCUGUUCGCCCAGCUCAACCAGGGCAUGGACAUCACUAAAGGUCUAAAACAUGUGUCAGAUGCUGAUAAGACCCAUAAAAACCCAAAUCUGCGAUCACAAGCUAAACCAGUCAAAAAAAAGUCCCAAGGAGCUGCAAAGUCACCACGAGCAUCUGCCCAGAAAAGACCGCCUCUGCUGGAGCUGGAGGGGAAGAAAUGGAGGGUGGAAAACUUUGAGCAGAAACACGACCUGGUGAUCGAGGAGACAGAGCUGAAACAAGUAGUCUACGUCUUCAGCUGUAACAACUCCACCGUUCAGAUUAAGGGCAAAAUCAACUCCAUCAUCAUAGACAACUGUAAGAAGCUGGGUUUGGUUUUUGAGAACGUCGUUGGGAUUGUGGAGAUUAUCAACUCUAAGGGCAUUCAGUUACAGGUUUUGGGAAAAGUUCCCACCAUUUCCAUCAACAAGACAGAGGGCUGCCAGGUUUACCUGGGCAAAGACUCUCUCAGCUGUGACAUUGUCAGCGCCAAGAGUUCAGAGAUGAACAUCAUGGUACCACAGGGAGACGAGGAUUACAGGGAGUUUCCAGUACCUGAGCAGUUCAAGACGGUGUGGGACGGCUCCAAACUGGUGACAGAACCAACUGAAAUCGCAGGAUAAAUACUUCACCAUCAUCAACAUCUUUUAAAGAUCAAUCCAACUCUUACAUUUAAUCAGGGCUAUGUAAGGGAUCCUAGGACAGAUGAACUUAUGGUCAUCUUGCUGUAAAUGUGUCUUCAUGUGUCUAGCACUUUGAAACAUUUGAUUUAAACUCAACAAAUGUGUCUUUGUGUUUUGUUUUCUUGUCUCUGUUCCAUUGGAGUAAAGGCAUUUCUGUAAAAUUACCCAAGGAUUAAAUAAGCACCAGGCUCUAAAAAGGGCAUCAUGUCUGAAAGUGCAUCUCCAUUUUUGUGGAUUACUGUUCGUAUGAUUAAAUAUUUGCUUUUUAGAUGCAAAAAAGCAAAAUUAGUCAACUGCAGUUGACUAAAAGGCCAAGCAGACAUGGAUUAUUGGGAGUUGAGUGUGUAUGACUUUUUACUAUAUUUUCUCUGUUUUAGUUUAUAUGACUUAUAUCUUUAAAUGUUUAAGGUGCAUAGUAGUCAGGUAGAACUGCUGGACUUAGUGAGUGAAGCUUUUGUCAAACUUCAUGGUAAUUGUUUGCCUAAUAGUGCACGGGAAGUUUGAUCGGUCAGCUCUAGUGAGGUUUAUAUGUAAGAAAAUAUGGAAUCAACAUGAGCUACAUAAUUACUACAUGGCUACUAAUUUCUCUGAAUAUUUCAGAUAUCCAUAGGUAAACAAUAAAGUACUCACAGUAAACACAGCUAUCAAACCUGAGCUCUUCCUGUAGUCUCUCUAUCACUCUGUACAUCAAUAUUUUAUACUAAGAUGUAGCGCUUAAUACCAGCACAAUAGAGAAGAGACUGUGUCACUAAUGCUAUCAAAACUUCUCAUUUACAGAAAAACUAUUUUCAUGUAAUUGUGUACCAUUUUUCAAAUAAAAUCAAAAGCCUCA